Molecule: messenger RNA, 1659 nt
Organism: Oppiella nova
Lineage: Eukaryota; Metazoa; Arthropoda; Arachnida; Sarcoptiformes; Oppiidae
Source: the annotation of a GenBank genome assembly
AUGAAACCGCGCAUUGUGUUCGUGUUGGACGUGUCGGGCAGUAUGGGUGGCGCCAAAUGUGAGACAUUACAACUGGGUAUCCAACGGUUCAUUGAGGAUCAGGCGGGUGGCAGUCACGUGGGUAUCGUCCUGUUUGACGACAAGACCUGGACUGAGCACCCGAUAGUCCCGGUGACCGACAGCGCCACACGACAAAGGCUCAAGGACAAAGUGCCGCGAAUGGCCAGAGGUGGCACUGAUAUAAGGGCCGGCAUUUUAGAGGGACUAAAGGCGUUAAGGGCGGCUAAUAUAGCGACAGAGGGCGCCAUUUUGUUUUUAGCUACCGAUGGCGGGCAUUGCACUGGUAAUAGGGAUUACGUGGGUGAUGUACUACCACACGUGCUCCAGGCAAAGGUUAUCGUAAAAUGUUUGGCAAUAGGCACUAGUGCUGAUCAAAAUCUUGAGCGCCUGACCACUAGCACCGGGGGAACAGUGUUUAAUCUGAACGAUGUGAGCGAAAAUAGUCGCGAGAUGAUGGCCCGGGUGAUCAGCGCCGCCAUGGAGGAGGUGAACAUGUCUACGGAAAUGGCCGAGGUGGUUAUUGUAUCCGUGUAUAACGACAUCGUGGUGUUGGACGAUAGCCGAGACACACAAGUUAUAAAUAUACCGAUCGACUCGGAUAUUGGGCGUAACACUAGUUUACAGGUGAACUCGCAAGACAUCGAUUUACUGGAGAUUAGCGUUAUCUCCCCUUCCGGUCGCAUAUUCGACACCACGAGCGGACAGUUCCCUAAGGACUUUGCUCUAAAACGUGCAAAACUACUGAUAGACACGUGUGAGCCUGGUCAAUGGCGUGUGCAACUGUCCAAACAGGGCAAGGCCCACAAAACUAUCCGCGCACAGGUAGUCAUUCAAAGUGAGCCAAAAACUAACGCCGUGAUUGAGCUGAACGUAUGCCUGAGAGCACCCGAUGUCGACUGUCCACCACUUAUUGUGUGUCGACUCCAUAAGUCGGAUGAGCCGGUUGUCGGCGCUCUGUUGACGGCAACUGUGGAUAAGCCUAGCGGCACGCCCACUGAGUUAGCGCUCAAUCGCUACCAUACGAGUGGUUAUUAUUACAAUUAUUUCACCGAUUAUUGCGGUUCCGGGAGAUAUAAUGUCAGUGUAUUGGCCACCAGUAAUGGACGUACGACUAAGUAUAAGAAUAAAAUUGUGGACGAAUUUCGCCGCCAAAAAGUGGCCGACAGUUUCCAAAUCAAUACCCAUAUGCCGGGGGCGCCACCUAAUGACAUCAAAUUUAACGAGCUUGUUCAAAAUAACACAUUCGGUUCGAUACAUUAUACCAACAACGAGGCUAUUGUUAUUGAUUCGGAUGUGGCACCAAGCUCAAUUCAUAAUCAUAUGCCCAGUAAUGUCCAAUUAAUAACCGAGGACAUGAGUGUCAAAAGGGGGCGCUUAUCGUUGGAGUAUAUGAAAGUGAAAAAGGCGAUUAGAGAUGCAAAAUUGUCUGAGCUAGAUAAAACGACUCGGAUCAAUCAAUUGGCUGAUUUCGAUGAUUUUUUGACCUCGCUCAAAAAUCCCACUCAACCUGAGUUAGAUCGAUAUCAGAGACGUUUGGAUGACAUGAGAAAAACUUUAUAAAUUUUUUAUAAACGAUAAUAUUUUUUUUGUUAAUAAUAU